This is a messenger RNA of Labrus bergylta (ballan wrasse), 2517 nucleotides long. RefSeq names its product nuclear receptor coactivator 7a (gene ncoa7a). The record is from RefSeq and is a predicted model, not a curated record. NCBI's taxonomy places the organism in Eukaryota, Metazoa, Chordata, Actinopteri, Labriformes, Labridae. Gene Ontology annotation, biological process: response to oxidative stress. Gene Ontology annotation, cellular component: nucleus.
CAGUGUGGACAUGCUUCUCAAGCACUGAGCCUCCAAACCAUCUACUCGCUCCUUCUCCUCACAGUUUACCAUCAACACCUUCCUCUUCUUCAACCAUGGGAGUUGCAUACAGUGUCGGAGAGGUUGAUCACCUUUACACCUUCUUUGUGCAGUGGUCUCCUGCAUUAUACAAGAAGGGGGACAAGAAGCAACCAAAGCCCCGCUAUCUCAUCAGGGAGAAACAUCAGAACCGCUACCUGGUAGUGGAGAAGGAAAAGGUAGCUGUGAUCAACAAGCUCCUCAGCAACUCUGCAAACAGCACUGCUAACAACUGGGAGAUCGUCAAAGUACAAGAAGCCAAGCGUCGACUGAGUCUGUGUAGCUCUGACGACUCUGAGGCAGAGGAGCCUGAGUACCAGGAAGAAGAUGAGGACAUCCUCCCUGUGCUGGGAGACCACAGCCAGCUGCUGGAUGACCACCAACUGAAGAGACUUGCUGCUCAGAUGCCAGCAAGGACCCAGGGGUAUCCAUGGCAGCUGGUCUACAGUACAGCUAUCCAUGGCAGCAGCCUGAAGACUCUGUACAGGAACAUGGCCGGCCUGGACAGCCCUGUGUUGCUUGUCAUUAAAGACAUGCAGCAAAAGGUCUUUGGUGCUUUUUCUUCUGAUCCAUUCAAAGUCAGUAAAUACUCCUACGGCACAGGAGAAACCUUCCUGUUCAGCUCCAACCCUGAAUUCCAGGCGUACAGGUGGAGCGGUGAGAAUUCCUACUUUGUGAGCGGGAACCUGGAGUCUCUGCAGAUUGGUGGCGGAGGGGGUGGAUUUGGCCUGUGGCUGGAUGCUGAUCUGUACCAUGGUUCAAGCUUCUCCUGUCCCACCUUCCACAAUGUGUCUCUGUCAUCGCAGGAAGACUUCAUUGUACAAGACCUCGAAGUUUGGACUGUUCAGAACUGAUAGAGAACAUCUAAAACGACAAGAUAAAACAAAGUAAAACUUAAAGAAUUGUCUGGAGUAACAGAACUUCUAGACUAAAAGGCUGUAUGCGUGGUUCAGCCAUGGCCUGAUGGAGCAGCUGCUGUAAAGUGCACCUGGCUCAGACUCAGGCCUGGUCUGGUUCACGGCCUGGGCUUCAUGUUCAGUUUUGGGGUGAUCUGUCCCUGUUAAAAUCCAUGUGGCGGGAUUAAAAUCUGCAGAUCUGGGUCCUCUAACUGCAAACUUCCAGCCAGUCACCACUAUCCCAAUGCUUGGCCAAGUUAGUAACAUGGGAUCUAAAGCGUAAAGGCUUCCAUGGCUCAUCUUUGUUAUAGAGAGCAUUAUAAUACAAAAGUCAGAGUAACACUGUUGGAUUAAAAGUUUGUUACGAUAAGCACAUAAGAAAAGUAAGAAUUGUUUUUUCUUCCUUUCAAAAAACAAUGUGAAACAUUUGGCACAUAUAAAUAGUGUUUACAGAACGUGUGUGUGCGUAGUCCUACUUGUUUAAUGGCCUAAAGCAGGGGUGUCCAAAGUGCGGCCCGAGGGCUAUUUGCUUGAGGGGAUAUUUUGAGGCCCGUGACUUCAAAUGAAGAAUCAAAAGAUUUUGAUGACCUAAGCUAAAUGCUGAAAGCUUUUCCAAAAAAAUGAACCACGUUACAGGCUUGAUUCUGAGAAAAAAACAAAUAAAGUAGAACGAAGAAAUCAAAAUAUUUGAUUUGCUAUUAUUAAAGGGUUUAUUAAGAGAGCCUUUUGAUUCUGAUCUACAAAGCCUUACUAUGUUUUCAACUAUAUUUUAAAAAACAAAACCUGUGGCCCACGAGCGAUUCUAGCACGACAAUUUUGGCCUGCAAGAAAAAAGUUUGGACACCACUGGCCUAAAGGAUUAUGAAGCAUACUUGGCACAUUGGCACUUGGCUUUUCAUAUCCUCAAGACAAAAGAAUAAAAUAGGUAAUUUUUGGUUUGAACACUGGAACAUGAUAGGACCCACGUCUGAACUCUGAAUGCACUUCUUUUUUUUUUUUUUUUUUUCUAAAUGAUGUAUGUUUUGACUGUUCUCCAUAUGAAUACUAAAGCUAAAAAUGAAGAACAAGGAAACUGGCUUGAAAAUAGAAGCAUAGAAUUGGCCUACUAAAACUUUUUAUCAGUGAUGCGUGAAGUUUGUGGAGGAAGGUACCUCAACCGUUAACUGUAACUUCUUUUUUUUUUUUUUUUGGAAGUGACACACCUGCCUUAUUUGCAUGAAUUUGAAAUGUUUUAUGAGAUCAUUUUAAGUUAAACAUAAAAAUUUAUUUGAAGAAUAUUUAAAUAGGAAAGCAAAAGAAAUAGAUAUUUUCCCUGUUUGUAUGCUGUUUUUUGUAUCUCAUUUCUCCAAGUUUGAGUCUGUCAGGCAGUGCUGGUGCUGCUGAUAUUGUGUUGUGGAACCACAUUAAAAUGUUGUCUUUCCUGGUGAAAUACAAGCUUUAUGUAACUGUGAAUAAAAUUCAAAAACAAAAUAUCACCUUUUCACAAAGGAAGCUGUUUGUUCAGUUUUGUUCUUGUAAGCAUUAAAAGACUUCAAAGUAUAAA